Molecule: messenger RNA, 6099 nt
Organism: Leptonychotes weddellii (Weddell seal)
Lineage: Eukaryota; Metazoa; Chordata; Mammalia; Carnivora; Phocidae
Source: RefSeq, a predicted model, not a curated record
UUCACCUCCGGCGGAGAGGGCGGUGGGAGGGCAGCCUCGCACUCCCGGCCUGAACGCGGAUGAUGGAUAUGUAGAUGUUGACAUUAAAAUGCUAACUUUUCAUCUGCCUUUGCUGAUUGCGUUGACGUAGGCUCUGUUUGCAGAAUUUCUGCUCACAUUGGGCUUUGGAACGUCAGAAAUGAGACCUGCCUGUUGGGAUGGUGCGCACUUGCAUCCUGAUAGGUAUUUUAGGUGUUUUCUUUGAAUGUGAGCGGAAGACUUGCUGGAAUGCUGUUAACACUCGUUAUAGUUGAAUAGAAGGGUAAUGGCAGCCUGUGGGAGGGAGGGUAGCGGACUUCCCCUGCCGGGAGCGGGGCGGAACACCGGGUGUCCUGCAGUCAGUAGGACUGGGAGUCGGGUCCCCGUGAGGCCGCAUGUAACUUGCAGGGCUUGUGAAAAGUUCAGGUUCAUCUUCGGCCGGAGGUAAGGAAUAUGCGUGUGUUUUAAGUGCCCAGAACGAACGCUGGAGAGCUGGCGGCCGGUGGGCGGACUUGGAUAUUUCGGUGGAAGUUGGUGGUCUUUCGGGGUGGAAGUGACGGGUCUGCGUGUAGAAGGGGACGUGGUGCUGCUCUGGACGAUUGACAAGAGUGGGGGAGACCUGCUGAGUUGUCUGACCGAGAGGUGCAUUUAGGGUUAGGCGUUGAUUGGUUGUGGGCGGUGAGGCGGAGUUGUGGUAAGAUCCUUACCUGGACAGUGGCGAGAUCGCGGGGCGCCUUCUACACCCAGGUUCGCGAUCGGCCCUUGGUGAGUUUAUGGGUGUGGUCCCUUUGAGGGGCCGCGUUCCCAGCGUUCUGCGGGUCGGCCACGCAGGCUGUCACACCCGUGUUAGGGCUCUGUGUUACGCGGGAGCACCCCGAAGGCUCGUGGCUUGCUGAAGGCGCAGGCCUGGGCGCCGCGUGGAUGCCACAAGGAUUGUGUAUUCUUUAAGGUGCUGGGAACAGAAGUCCUGUAUUCCAGUGGUCGGGACACUUCAUGACGUUUUUGGAGUCUUGAGUGCUGUUCUUGUGUUAACUCAUUCAUGCUCACGAACUGCUUGCCGCAGCAGCUUGUUCUCCCCUGUUUUACAGGUAGGCACCGAGGCCCGGGAGUAAGUGACUUGCCAGAGAUAACACAGCUUGUAAGUUGUGGGACUGAUUUGAACCCAGGAAGGACAGUUCCAGAAUCUUUGCUGGAAAAAAUUCAAAAAUGUUUCAAAUUCCUGUGGAAAAUCUUGACAACAUCAGGAAGGUACGAAAAAAGGUGAAAGGCAUUCUUGUGGAUAUUGGGCUUGACAGCUGCAAGGAGUUGCUGAAGGACCUUAAAGGCUUUGAUCCAGGAGAGAAGUACUUUUUUAACACAUCAUGGGGAGAUAUUUCUCUCUGGGAACCUUCUGGAAAGAAAGUGAGAUACCGAACAAAGCCGUACUGCUGUAGCCUCUGUAGAUACUCUACAAAAGUGCUGACUUCAUUCAAAAAUCAUUUACAUCGUUACCAUGAAGAUGAAAUUGAUCAGGAGCUGGUGAUCCCUUGCCCAAACUGUGUGUUUUCUUCUCAACCCAAAAUUGUGGGAAGGCACUUCAGAAUGUUCCAUGCACCUGUUCGGAAAGUCCAGAACUACACAGUGAAUAUUUUAGGUGAAACUAAAUCUUCGAGGAGUGAUGUAAUAAGUUUUACAUGUUUAAAAUGUAACUUUUCAAACACUUUGUACUACAGCAUGAAGAAGCAUGUGCUGGUAGCCCAUUUUCACUACUUAAUUAACUCCUACUUUGGCCUGCGAACUGAGGAAGUGGGUGAGCAACCAAAAACCGAGGAUAGCCUUUCUACUGAGAAGAUGCCACCGUCUGACAAGUAUUAUUGUAAAAAAUGCAGCGCCAAUGCCAGCAGCCAGGAUGCUCUAAUGUAUCAUAUUUUGACGUCAGACAUACACAGGGAUUUGGAGAAUAAACUUAGAUCCGUGAUUUCAGAACAUAUUAAGAAGCCUGGACUUCUGAAGCAAAUGCAUAUUGCCCCAAAGCCAGUGGCACCUUUGGCUGUACCCCCGAACAGCAGCGCCCCCGGCCUCGCGGCCACACCCCCUUGUUUUCGUCUUGCCUUGCCACAGAACAGCCAGAGCCAGGCCCUGGUCCCACCAGCGACCGUGGCCUCGGGCACUUCUGGGAGCCUCACCCGUUCUCCGCCUGCCGUGGCGCAGUCCCACGUGACUCUGGUCUCCAGUCCUCUGCCUCCCUCCGCUCCCCAGCCAGUCUUUCUUUCUCACGGAGUCCCACUUACCCAGUCAGCAAACCCUCCUGUGUUGCCCUUGAGUCAGCCAGUUGGACCUAUAAAUAAAUCUGUUGGAACUGGCGUCCUCCCCAUAAACCAGACCAUCCGCCCCGGGGCUUUACCCCUCAGCCAGCCUGUGGGGCCUGGAGUUCUUUCUGUCAGCAGACCUGCUGGGCCUGGCGUCCUUCCUGUCAGUCCAUCUGUCACCCCCGGGGUUCUUCAGGCUGUCUCACCAGGGGUGAUUUCUGUGAGUCGGACAGUCCCGUCAGGGGUCCUUCCUGCAGGCCAGAUGACCCCUGCUGGGGUUAUCCCUUCGGGACAGACAGCCACUUCUGGGGUUCUUCCUGCUGGCCAGGUGGUCCAGUCAGGGGUUCUCCCCAUUGGCCAGACGGCCCCGUCAGGGGUUCUCCCUGCUGGGCUGACGGUCCCGCCACGGGUUCUCCCUCCUGGCCAGACAGUCCCACUGAGAGUGCUGCCUGCCGGCCAGGUGGUCCCCCCUGGGCUCCUUUCCCCAACCCAGACAGUCUCGUCAGGCGUUCUGCCUGUGAACCAGGGUAUCAAUUCUGGUGUUCUUCAGCUUAGUCAGCCUGUCAUGUCAGGGGUGCUCCCUGUGGGCCAGCCAGUGAGACCUGGGGUUCUACAACUUAACCAGUCUGUGAGCACCAGCAUUCUGCCUGCAAAUCAGCCAGUGAGACCUGGUGCUUCUCAAAACACCACGUUCCUCACAUCAGGCUCUAUUCUCAGACAGCUCAUUCCUACAGGGAAACAGGUGAAUGGAAUUCCCACAUACACACUUGCCCCCGUGUCUGUCACUCUGCCUGUGCCUCCAGGAGGUGUUGCUACUGUCCCUCCGCCCCAGAUGCCCAUCCAGCUGCUGCAGUCGGGCACAGCUGCCCAGGUGGCCAGCUCCAUGGCCAGCAUGCCGUCUCCUCCAGUGGUGGUAAACGCCACUCAGAGUAUGUUUGUUCAGGCCUCUCCAUCCGCGGCAGAAGCGAACCAGGCGCUCAAACAGGCGAAGCAGUGGAAAACCUGUCCAGUUUGCAACGAGCUCUUCCCUUCCAACGUCUACCAGGUUCACAUGGAAGUGGCUCACAAGCACAGUGAAGCCGGGUCUGCUGAGAAACCGGAGCCUGAGAAGCUGGCUGCAUGUGCACCAUUCUUAAAGUGGAUGCGAGAGAAGACAGUUCGGUGUCUCUCCUGUAGAUGCUUGGUGUCCGAGGAGGAGCUUAUCCAUCACUUGCUCAUGCACGGCCUGGGGUGCGUGUUCUGUCCGUGCACUUUCCAUGACAUCAGAGGUCUUUCAGAGCACAGUAGGACUGUGCACCGAGGGAAGAAGAAACUACCUGUGGAUUACAGUAACAAAGGCUUUCAGUUGGAUCUCGAUGCUAAUGGCAACCUGAUGUUUCCCCAUCUUGAUUUCAUUACCAUAUUGCCAAAGGAAGAGCUUGGGGAGCGGGAGGUCUACUUGGCAAUCCUGGCUGGGAUACACUCCAAGUCACUCGUGCCCGUGUACAUUAAGGUGAGGCCGCAGAUAGAAGGUGCCUCUGGGAGCCCCAGCAAACAAGCACUGACUUGCCCCUUUUGCUUUGGCACCUUUGUGACGACUGAGGCGUAUGAGUUGCAUUUGAAGGAGAGGCACCACAUCACACCAACUGUCCACACAAUUCUGAAAUCUCCUGCGUUCAAGUGCAUCCACUGCUGUGGGGUCUACACUGGCAACAUGACCCUGGCAGCCAUUGCCAUCCACCUGCUGCGCUGCAGAAGUGCCCCAAAGGACAGCAGCUCCGACCUCCAGAUCCAGCCAAACUUGAUCGAGAACAGCGAAGUGCUCUUAGUGAACGGUGAGGUGCUCCAUGACUCCAGCUUUUCUGUGAAGAGAAAGCUGCCCGAUGGCCACUUGGGGGCAGAAGACCAGAGGGACGUGGAGGAGCGACCUCUUGUCAUCAGCAGCGAUGCAGCCCCGGCUCCCGAAAAGGUGGCGAGUGUGGUGCCUUUGAAAAGACAAAGGAAUGAAAUCAGGACAGAGGGGUCGCUUGUUAAUGAUGAUGCUCUUCAGAUUUUAGCAUUAAACCCUAAAAAAUAUGAAGACCGUUCUUAUGAAGAAAAAAAGCAAUUUCUUAGAGAUUAUUUCCACAAGAGACCAUAUCCUAGUAAAAAGGAAAUAGAACUUCUUUCAUCCCUCUUGUGGGUGUGGAAAAUCGACGUGGCUUCAUUUUUUGGAAAAAGAAGAUAUAUUUGCAUGAAAGCAAUAAAAAAUCAUAAGCCUUCGGUACUUUUAGGCUUUGAUAUGUCUGAACUUAAAAAUGUUAAACACAGGUUGAACUUUGAGUAUGAGCCACAAAACUUGUAAAAAAACAAAUUAGGAAAUCUAAAGUACUAGAUAAUUAGUGGUUUUUUCCAAUUGAGAUUUAAAAAAAUGUUAUUUUCUUCACUGUAUGUUGAACUAAUCAAUUUCAGUGGUCUUUAUGCUGCUCUUUAGAUUUAUUUCAGGUGCUCAGAAAGACUUCUAUAUAAAAGAAGCGAAUAGUUCUCUCAAGUUUAUUGUUUCCUGCAGUUUGAUUUUGUGAGAAGUAUUUUAGUUCUUCCCUGUCAUGUAAAUUAAAUCCUUGGAUCUUUCAUGCACGUCUUGUUUCCCAGUAGUGUCAGUACGGUAGGAUGAAAACUGAAAUCUAUAUGUUUGUGUUUUCGUUUAAGGAAAUUUCAGCUUGUGUCAGAAUACUUGAUUAACUGCAUUGAGCUUCCUCAGUUAGCUUCACGUGUAGCAGCAAAUGGUAAGCGUUAGUGCUGAGAGAAGUGAGUACACACCCCGCUGAUGUGUGUGGUUCCCUGAGGACGCACUGCAUUAACUUAGGCUGGUUUCUUCUUCGCAAGGUACUUGCUUACUAGAUUAUGAUUUUGAUCUACAUUUCUUCAAGUUUGUCCUAGCAGCAGUUGUCUUAUUAUAAAUUCUAGAAAACCAAAUGUUUUCCUUUGUUAAAAUUACACUGAAUCUGAAGCCCGCUAUUUAGCUCAUAAGAGUUAUUUUACAAAUACAGCAAUUUGGUAGGUGCAGAAAUACUUCUCAGUGUAGACUUCUCCCCUUUUUGAUACGGUUGUAAGUCAUUUCUCCAUUCAAAAGUAAGACAAUAAAUUUUUAGUGCCUUUAGAAUAAAUGCUGAACACACACACAAACUCCUAACCUAGCUGUUGAUAAACCAGUGAAAGGGAAGGACCAUGUUACUCAGGAAUACAAUUUUUACCCCUGAGUGUGGAUACUAACUGAAAUGUAGACAUAGGUUUUCAGGGGACAAAGUGAAAUGAGUAGAGCAAGAGCCGUCUCCACGUUGGUGUAUUAAACCUUUGACAGUUUUCCUAGAGGGGAACAUGUUUGUUCUGGAGAAAUGGGCCCAGUUGUCUGGGUUAAUGGGAUGCUGUAUUGCUAAAGAACUCCACUGUAUUCCUGUCCUUUGUACAGUUAAACCUCUGGGGUUCCCCCCGCCCACACACAGAAUAACUCAAAGCACCAGAAUCAGCAAUGGAGACCAGUCACUUUAGACCUUAAGUCCUAUUCCUGGUGACAUAUGGCAGAGGCAGCUGUCCAGCACACUCAGAGGAUGUGACAGUCUCUGGGAAAUAAGAUGAUGUUACCAUAUGGAUUUUAAAACAUAGAAUACUUGCAUGUAAUUGCUAUAAUGUGCAUUUUUGAGGCAGUUGUGAAACUGGUCUGUGAUUGUUGGUGUGCUCUGUUUAAAUCCAAGAAGAGCUUGUUGAAGUUUAUUUUUUUUUAACCUAUUGUUUCAGAGUGUCUAUUUUGAAUUAAAAUUUGUUAUACCACUGCAAA